CAGCCAAAGCUAACUUUUGCCCACAUUUGAAGCAGCAGAGGAACCCAAAGCCCGCAGGUUUGUGUCACCUGAAUCUGUGUGACCUGUCUUCCCAAACAGAGUGUUCGUUUUUUCAGGCUGUCAAACAGUUCACGAGCGCGCUCUCUGGGGACGCAGCGCUUGCGCUUGCUCGCGCGCGCAGACGCGCGGAGGAUGCUGACGGACGGCGGCAUCAGUUCUGCUGCGCAGGGUUCAGGACGCAGGAGUCUGCUCCGCUGCUGCCGUUUGCUCACGAAUCCAAAGCUCCACCGCGACCACAACCGAACCACAGACCCGACCAGGACUCUGCUCACAGGAUGUGUGGAGUGGAUGUGGACCUGGAUGAUGGGGCUUCAGCUGAGGACGAGAAAGAGGAGGAGUUCUGGAUGGGAGACCGGGUGAAGAUGCUGCCCCCCCCUGUGGCUCACAGCGAGGGCAGUGCAUGGGGCAGCCGGAGGGGCAGGUGUGGCUGCCUGGCUUGUGGGGCGGUGGUCGUCCUCUGGAACGUGUGUGUCGUCUCUGCCAGCCUGCUGCUGCUGGUCGCCGUGUUCGCGGUGGUGCUGCUGCCGGCGGCGCUGCUGCUGUACGCAGGUUUCCUCUGCCACUCCAGGGUGCUCAAUGCCUCCUCUGCCAUCUGCCACUACCUGGAUGACAACAGCUGCUCCGCCCUCAUCAUCCUGGGGCUGGUCAUGAUGUCUCCGCUGGUGGUGGUGGCAGCUGCCGUCUUCUGCGGGCUGAUGCGAAGGUUUCGGCUGCUGCUUUACAUCCAACCUCUCAUGCGGGCCCGGUACAGAGUGAAGCUUUUGGACUGGAUGGGCAGCGUGCACGCCUGGGUCUGAUGGUCAUCAUCAUCAUCAUCAUCAUCGAGUGAAAAAGAGCCGGGGGUCCAAAGGAUGCGCGCAGAGUUCUGAUGUAUCAGGAUCUGAUGCGUUUUCCGGCAGAAUGAUGCAGAACAAAAACAACACAUUUCUCUUUCCGGUGGCAACUGUCAAGGUCUUUGAUUAAACCACAGUCACUGAUCCAGGAAAACUCAUUUAAAAAAGAGAAAAUAAAGAGAACAUACACCCCCUCCCAAAAAAAUGUGCAGUUUAGAGAAUCACAUGUAAAAAAUAUUCACUGACACACAUAAAUUCCUACCGUCUGUAUUGAAAAUGCACUGUUAAUUUACAAAAAGCAAAGCUUUAGAUAUUAAUGAAUUUACAUAAUAGAUUAGAAAGUCUUCAUAAAAUGUAAAUAAAUAGUUGAGAAAGUCCAAAGGUGAAAUUAACUUAUUUAGAUAUUUGUUUUUCUGGUAGAUAUUCAGUCUGAGGACAAAUUGGUUCCUGUAGAGAACUACCUAUUAUGGGAUGUGGUGACUUACAUUGCAGGAGAAGUUUGAAUUAUUUUUUUUUAAUUCUUAUUUAUUUAUUUUUUGCUGCAAAGCCUGAAAAAAGCAGAAAAUCCAAACUUAAAAAAAAUGAAUUGAAAAAACAAUCAAAGGGAAGUCCUUGAAACACAGGUUUGCUGCAGUUGCUGCCUCAGCCGUCGGUUUGAUCAUUUCUGCUGCUGAUGUUGCUCAAAUCAUACAUGUACAUAUCUUCAUAACAGGUCAUAAGUCUUGUAUUAUAUCACUGGUAUGUAGAUAAAGUAGUUUAAACUCUCAGUUAUAAUUGACAUGAGCUCUUUUUGUAAAAUUAAAUCAUUCAGCUGCUUGUGUGAAAGCAUUUUACUUAUUAGCCAGAUUUUUAAGCUUGUCUAACAGCUUUUUUUUUAGCAGGUAUUAAGCGUUUGAAGUUUUUUUCUGAAAAUAACAAAGCAUUUAUUUUAUUCUGCUGCUGGAGGUUUAUUUUUUUAAAGACUUAUUCUUCAUAUUUUGGGUUAUUUUAAGCAGUUUUCAUAACAUCUCUGUGUAGUUUUACAGUAGAGAUACAACAUGUAUGUUUUCUCAUAGGGACGGAUCUAAUAUUAUUCUAUUUACAUGAAGCCAAAUCUCUCCUGAGUUUGAAUCUUGAACUCAGAUUCAUAAAGGAAAUAAAUGUUCUCAGUGAAAAGGUGAAUGAACUGAAAUAAAAUGUAAAACUGCACAUUAAGUCUUUGGUGUUGUGGGCGGGGCUGAACAUCAUUUCAGUCUUUAUGUAUAAAACUAUUUUAUUCCAUAGAUUACUGCAUCUAUUACAAAUUGUGGUACCAUUAGAAUAUCAAGCCCGGUGGUUGUUUUAAAAAACAAUAUUUACAUUUUAUGUUUUGCUUUGCAUUGAAAUGAAAAGUUUUCUUUGAUGUUUUGGUAAGUUUGAAAACAGGUUUAUUAAAGCUUAUGACCGGAAUUGUUUCCAGACAUUAAUGCGUUGUGCUGCCACGAAUAAUGACACGGGAGCGGAUAUGAGGUCCAGGCCGGGGAUCGGCCCACAGAUCUUUGACAAUCUAUUAUUCAAAUGUGAAAACAAUAUUAUUUAAUAAAAAUGGUGACACAGUGCA
Oryzias latipes (Japanese medaka) is the source of this 2472-nucleotide messenger RNA. RefSeq names its product transmembrane protein 88b-like (gene tmem88bl). The record is from RefSeq and is a predicted model, not a curated record. Gene Ontology annotation, cellular component: plasma membrane. Gene Ontology annotation, molecular function: PDZ domain binding. Lineage: Eukaryota; Metazoa; Chordata; Actinopteri; Beloniformes; Adrianichthyidae.